AUGUACAUUAAGGUACUUCUACAGGAUGUAUGGCGAUCCAAUAUCGGAUGGGACGAAGAUAUCAAAGAUGCGGAGCUAGAAAAGUGGCUGAAAUGGAUUCGAUACCUGCCUGAAAUCGUGAAACUCAAAAUUCCGAGAUGCUAUAUCGUCAAUAAUCCUGAUUCGAGUUCCGAAAUUCAGUUGCACGUAUUCGUGGAUGCAAGCGAAAAUGGUUUCGCCGCUGUUGCAUACCUGAGAAUCGCAAAUGACGAUAAUAUAAACUGUGUCCUGAUUGGUGCCAAAACGAGAGUAGCUCCAUUAAAAAGCUUAUCGAUCCCAAGGCUUGAGCUUCAGGCGGCAGUCCUCGGCGUAAGAUUUGCGAAAGUCAUUACAAAAUCACACACGAUCCGUAUUUCCCAGUGUACUUUCUGGUCGGAUUCAAAAAAUGUUCUAAGCUGGAUUCAAUCUGAUCACCGCAGAUACAAACCUUUCGUUGCCUAUCGUGUAAGCGAAAUACUGGACUUCUCAGAAAUAUCCGAUUGGAAAUGGAUUUCCACUAAGUUAAAUGUUGCUGAUGAAGGAACGAAGUGGCAGAAAGUUCCCGAGUUUAAGGCGUCCAAUCGGUGGUUUACGGGUCCAGAAUUUUUGAAAACUAGCCCGAAUCUUUGGCCAAAUGAAAUACCCCCUGAGAAGGCCACAGUUGAGGAGUUAAAAACAUGUUUUGUCAACCUACAUACGCUGAAUAAAGAAGAAAAUUUUCGAAUCAGUGAUACCUCAAGUUGGAGACGGCUAAUUAGGACUGCAGCAUACUUUUUUCGCUUCAUCCACAACACUAGCAUUAAGAGACAUCAAAGGAAGUCAGGUAUUCUUCAUCAGCAGAGAAAGGGAUAUCUCAGACAAGAAGAACUUCGAUCUGCCGAAGCUGAGUUAUUUCGUGAAGCCCAGACUAGUGAGUAUUGGGAUGAAAUGGUGGACUUAUCCUCCAAAAAAUCCGUUGAAAAGAGCAGCAUACUCUACAACCUGUGUCCAUACCUAGACGCAGAUAAGGUUAUUCGAGCGAAUAGCAGGAUACCUUCCUCUGCUGAUGUCAGCGAAGACGUUAAGAAACCCAUAAUUCUCCCAAGAAAUCAUCCCAUCACCGCGCUAAUCAUCACCGAUCUUCACGUCCGUUUCAACCAUCGAAACCACGAAACCGUUAUAAACGAACUGCGCCAAAAAUUUCACAUCGCUCAUAUGAGAUCUGCAUUAAGACUUGUAAGAAAAAACUGCCAAGAUUGCAAAAAUACCAGAGCCAAACCGCAACCUCCUAUGAUGGCUCAACUCCCACCAGCACGAAUUGCUCCAUUCUGUCGACCCUUCUCAUUCGUCGGAGUCGACUACUUUGGUCCUAUGAAUGUGAGUAUUCUUCGAAGAACCGAGAAACGAUGGGGAGUAUUGUUGACAUGUCUGACAACCAGAGCAAUUCAUCUUGAGAUCGCACACUCAUUAUCGGCAGAUUCGUGCAUUUUGGCUCUCAGAAAUUUUAUGGCAAGGCGUGGCGUUCCCAUCGAGAUCUUCAGCGACAACGGAACAAAUUUCCAUGGUGCUGAGCGAGAACUAAGAGAGGCGCUUAAAGAAGUCAACACUGAAAAACUAAUGGAGACGUUCACGACAACCGAUACCAAAUGGACCUUCAUUCCACCGGGGUCACCACAUAUGGGGGGCAGCUGGGAAAGGCUAGUGAGGUCAGUAAAAACCUCCCUCUACGACAUAGUGCCAACUAGAAAUCCUUCGGAUGAGUUGUUACGGAGCAUGCUUAUAGAGGUAGAAAACAUAGUAAAUUCCCGUCCACUUACCUAUAUUCCCAUCGACGACGAAAGCGAAGAAGCGUUAACUCCCAAUCACUUUCUUUUGGGGUCUUCAAAUGGCAGCAAACCACCCGCAGUAUUCGACAGUGACACUAAAUUACUUAAAAGAAACUGGCUUAUAUCGCAACAGUACGCAGAACGCUUCUGGCAACGCUGGGUAAGGGAGUAUCUUCCGACAAUUACCCGCCGAACCAAGUGGUUUACUUCAGUGAAGCCUAUUGAAAAGGGUGAUAUUGUCCUGAUUGUCGAUCCAAUGAGCCCAAGAAACUGCUGGCCCAAAGGUCGUGUAAUCCAAACUGCGAUUUCUAAAGACGGCCAAGUUCGAAGCGCCUUUGUGCAAACACAAAGUGGAGUUUAUGAAAAGCCAGCAGUGAAAUUAGCUGUUCUAGAUAUCAGAGCUGAGAAAGAUGUUAGCCCACGGUCGGAACUACCAAGGGGGAGUGUUAACAACCCUGUGGCAAACGCAGUAUGA
Molecule: messenger RNA, 2298 nt
Organism: Eupeodes corollae
Lineage: Eukaryota; Metazoa; Arthropoda; Insecta; Diptera; Syrphidae
Exons: 1
Coding region: 1-2298 (765 amino acids)
Biological process (GO): DNA integration
Molecular function (GO): nucleic acid binding
Source: RefSeq, a predicted model, not a curated record